AUGGCUGAUGAUGAGAAAAUGUCUCCGAAGAUCCAUGAUCACUGGCUAAAAAUCCACACUACCAAAUCAUCUAUUAUCUUCUAUGCCAUCAUAUUUGUUGCCAUGUUCCUUCUCAUCUCUGGUCUAAAUACCAUGUCUAAUUCUUCUACCCUUUCAUUUGGUUUGACAAGUCAUCAAAUUCUUAACCAACAAGAAACUCCUAAAGCUAGUGACAUAAAUCCUCAGCUUUCCAUUCAAGAGAGUACUGAAGAGACUGAUGCAGAAAAUGAAGAUCCUCUUAUUCCACCAGCUCAAGCAUCAAAGGAAGAAAGAAUGACAUGGUUUAGGACACAGCUACCAAACCUUGAGAUACUUAAACCAAGCAACUUAACACCUUCAUUUCAUUAUAGAGUCUUAAACUUUCUCAACCAAGAUUGCUCAACAUUGUUCCACAUCAUAUGGUUAUCACCAGCAAAGUAUUUUGGCAAAAGAGAGUUCCUAACAAUGGAUACACUUUUCAAAGUCCAACCUCAAGUAUGCUUGUUGAUUAUAUCAAGAUCAAUGGAUUCUAAACAUGGGUAUAGAAUCUUGAAGCCACUGCUUGAUAGAGGGUUCAAAGUUUUAGCAAUCACUCCUGAUUUGCCAUUCCUGGUCAAGAACACCCCAGCUGAAGCUUGGCUUGAAAAGAUAAAAAGUGGUAACAAAGACCCUGGAUACAUUCCAUUGACUCAGAACCUUUCCAACCUGAUAAGGCUAGCCAUGUUGUAUAAGUAUGGUGGUGUUUAUUUGGAUACAGAUUUGAUAAUUAUGAAGGAUUUCUCAAUGUUCAGGAACACAGUUGGAGCACAAAGUGCUGACCCAGUGACCAAGAAAUGGUUAAGGUUAAAUGGUGCAGUUAUGAUAUUUGACAUCAAUCAUCCAAUCCUUUGGGACUUACUACAAGAAUUUUCAUCAACUUUUGAUGGGAAUAGAUGGGGUUACAAUGGACCUUACUUGGUUUCAAGAGUUAUAGAGAGAGUUGGCAACACACCAGGAUACAACAUCACAAUUUUGCCACCUAAGGCUUUCUAUCCUGUUGAUUGGAUCAAGAUUGGAGGGCUUUUCAAGAAGCCUAAAACGAAUUUUGAAUCAAUGUGGGUGGAAAAUACACUAGUUAAAUUACUAUAUGAAGGGGACACAUAUGCACUUCAUUUAUGGAACAAGAAGAGCAGAGAGCUAGAUAUUGAAGAGGGAAGUGUCAUGGCAAGAUUAAUAGCUGUUCGUUGCAUUGUUUGCAACUAUAUGUAUUAA
This is a messenger RNA of Gastrolobium bilobum, 1269 nucleotides long. RefSeq lists its product as uncharacterized. Lineage: Eukaryota; Viridiplantae; Streptophyta; Magnoliopsida; Fabales; Fabaceae. The transcript has a single exon. The record is from RefSeq and is a predicted model, not a curated record. The coding region runs from base 1 to 1269 and encodes 422 amino acids.